Messenger RNA from Cantharellus anzutake, 1230 nucleotides. RefSeq lists its product as uncharacterized. The coding region runs from base 235 to 1122 and encodes 295 amino acids. Gene Ontology annotation, molecular function: protein binding. NCBI's taxonomy places the organism in Eukaryota, Fungi, Basidiomycota, Agaricomycetes, Cantharellales, Hydnaceae. The record is from RefSeq and is a predicted model, not a curated record. The transcript has 3 exons.
CUUGCUGGCGAAGUUGGGGAUGCAGUUCGUAUAUGGGAUACCGCAGACUGGAAAACACUCGCGCUUGUUCCAGGGAAAGGCCUUCCACUUGGAAUAUAUUCCUCACCGUUUACUCCGGAUAGUCGUUGCCUCGCUUUGCGCCAAUUCUUUCCAGAUACGAGAAGGAGUCAACUGGACGUUUUUGACAUCACCACUCAACCAUUAACUCCUCUUUUCGCAGUGGACUGCACCAGCAUGGGCAUCAACUUCUCACCCGAUGGUCAACAUUUGGUUUUGCAGAACAGUGACGAGAUCCAGUUGUGGACCAUUUCAACACGGCGCAAGACUUACGCGUUCAAGGGGUCCGGCUUGACAACGUCGCUCGACGGCCGUUACGUAGUUUCCCGUUUAGAUGAGAACCCUAUAACCAUCUGGGACAUCAUAACCCGGACAACUACCCAUUUCCAUCACGCAGGCAUGAAGCCAGGAUACUUUGAAUUUUCACCAAAUAGUCGUUAUCUCGCUGCUAGGACAGAUGAUACCGUCCACAUCUGGGACGUUCAGGACCCUGAUCAAGGUGUCCACCUCAAAUUGUCCUUAUCGGCAUUGGGGAUUGUCGAUGGAUACGACUUCUCGUUCUCACCUGACGGCGGUUACCUGGUUUUCUUUGGUUCCACGUCGCAGUUAAUAGUAGAAGUGCCGAUUUGGACCGACACAGCUGAUUGGGAAGGGCACUGCUACGAGGUAGAAUGUGUGCGAUUUUCGCCUGAUGGAAAGCGGCUGGUUUCAGCCUGUGUAAACGAAGUCCAUGUUUGGGACACCUCACUCUGGACGAGCAUCUACCGCCUUGAUGCGUUCACUGUUGACUUUUCAAAUGACGGAGAGGAAUUGCAAGACCCCCUGCAAUGGAUCUCAACUGAUAUCCCCAUUUACCCGCCACCACGGAUGCCGGUUUUCUUAAGCCGAGAUAGGCGGAGUCUGUGUGCCGUGAAAGGAGAAAGAACCAUUCACCUUUGUUGGCUACCCGAUUGGUUCGAAACUAGCACCGAUAUCGCGCAGUAUGAAGAAUUGGUGUGUCUAGGAGGUGAAAAGGGGGAAGUUCUAUUCUUGGACAUCUCUGGCUUUGAAAUGCCCGACAUUUGAUCUAGUCCCGAUUGCUAUAUGGCUAUUCCCAGUAUUUUCCAGCAGGCGAAUCGUCCACUCCAUCUCCAUCCUGGAUAACCUAUGGGCCGAGCCUCAUUAGGUGACGAC